Oxyura jamaicensis (ruddy duck) is the source of this 780-nucleotide messenger RNA. RefSeq names its product gastric inhibitory polypeptide (gene GIP). Gene Ontology annotation, cellular component: extracellular region. Gene Ontology annotation, biological process: response to starvation; response to glucose; regulation of fatty acid biosynthetic process. Gene Ontology annotation, molecular function: glucagon receptor binding; hormone activity. The transcript has 6 exons. Bases 180 to 635 code for a protein of 151 amino acids. The record is from RefSeq and is a predicted model, not a curated record. Lineage: Eukaryota; Metazoa; Chordata; Aves; Anseriformes; Anatidae.
UUCCUGUUUACCUCAUGGAAGUGGGUUUGGUCCCACACUGCUAAUGUUUAUAAAGGCUCUGAAGGGUCUCAUCUGAGCACUAGAACUGGUUGAAAUCUUCUGAGCAGCUUCAGUGGAGUAGAAAGGAGCCAGGCAUCUGGAUUGCCCUCUGCUUUUGAACGGAGAAGUCAGCGAAGAAAAUGAUGUAUUUGAAAGUUCUUUCUCUGCUUUUUGCUUCUUUGAGCUUUGUUUUGAUGGAAGAGAACAUCUCAGGCAUAAAUAUAAGGACUCCCAGUGCCCGACCAGUGCAAAAACGCUACUCUGAGGCCACCCUGGCAAGUGAUUACAGCCGCACAAUGGAUAACAUGCUGAAGAAGAACUUUGUGGAAUGGUUGCUAGCCAGGCGGGAGAAGAAAAGCGACAACGUGAUUGAGACAUACAAGAGAGAAGCUGAGCCACAAGUAUCAGCUGUGAAUGGCCAAAGCUUGGACCUGCGCAACCACGAACCCAAAGACUUCUUUGCUUGGCUUUUAAAAAACAAGAAAAAUCAGAGUUUUACUUCUCUGGGAGGUUCAGAAGAUUUGAAGGAUGUUUUGAACCAGGAGUUUCUGACAUGGCUAAUGUCGAUUGACCUCUGCAGACCAAGGACUGUAUAACUCCAGGACCCUCUCUCAAGGAGCUCUCUCUUCACUCUAUCGAUGGACUCACUAAGGUGGAAGAUAUUCUAUGUUCAUUCUGUUCUAUGCAUGUUGUCCACUUUGCCAAUGUAAGAAAUAAAGAUUUUAGCCUGAAGCUGAAAUA